This is a messenger RNA of Scheffersomyces amazonensis, 1722 nucleotides long. It is a transcript of the gene GTR1, whose product is annotated as Rag GTPase. The coding region runs from base 471 to 1487 and encodes 338 amino acids. Gene Ontology annotation, molecular function: GTPase activity; GTP binding. Lineage: Eukaryota; Fungi; Ascomycota; Pichiomycetes; Serinales; Debaryomycetaceae. Gene Ontology annotation, biological process: cellular response to starvation; negative regulation of autophagy. The transcript has a single exon. The record is from RefSeq and is a predicted model, not a curated record. Gene Ontology annotation, cellular component: nucleus; fungal-type vacuole membrane; Gtr1-Gtr2 GTPase complex.
CAUAGAUCUGCUGGUUUGUUUAGCUUUUUGUUUGGUAAUCGUGCUGUACAUAGUUAAAGUAAGUCUAUUUAUACUUUAUUUGGCCGGAAUAUUAGUUGAAUCUUAUACGAAGAAUUCGAAUUCUUACAGAUUUACAUUUGUACAUUAAUGUAUAUACUAUGACAUUAAACUAUUGUAUAGAUCAACCAUAAUCUUAAAUACAUCUAGUGAUUCACUACAAUUAGCAAGUCAAUCUGUUAGCUAUUAGCUGGUCUAGACAAAGUCGUGCGAGAAACAGAUGCAAUAAUGAUAAGCAGGCAAAAAAUACUACACGAAGCUUCCCGUAUAGUCAGCACAACAGCAAAUACUAUAAUACAAUAGUUGCUAAGUCUUUCUGUUAUCAAUAAAGUAUAACACAGACCAAUAAUACUAAAAUACUUCAAUUCUUUCUUAACUCAUAGAAUAAUAUAGAAUAAAUAAUCGUAUAAAUAAUGUCACAUUCAUCAAGAAAGAAAUUACUAUUGAUGGGCCGGUCUGGUUCCGGUAAAUCCUCUAUGAGAUCAAUGAUAUUCUCCAAUUAUAGUGCUUUUGAUACAAGAAGAUUAGGUGCAACUAUUGAUGUUGAACAUAGUCAUUUAAGAUUCUUAGGAAAUAUGACUUUAAAUUUAUGGGAUUGUGGUGGUCAAGAUGUUUUUAUGGAUAAUUAUUUUACUAAUCAAAAGGAUCAUAUAUUUAAAAUGGUUCAAGUAUUAAUUCAUGUUUUUGAUGUUGAAUCAAAAUCAAUUAAUAAAGAUAUUGAAAUAUUUAUAAAAGCAUUAACAAAUUUACAAAAAUAUAGUCCAGGAGCUAAAAUCUUUGUAUUAUUACAUAAAAUGGAUUUAGUUCAAAUUGAUAAACGUGAAGAAUUAUUCACUAUAAUGAUGGAUAAAUUACAAAAAAUUUCUAAUCCAUAUCAAUUCAAAUUAAUUGGAUUUCCUACUUCAAUAUGGGAUGAAAGUUUAUACAAAGCAUGGUCUCAAAUAGUUUGUUCAUUAAUUCCUAAUAUGAACUUGUUGAAUAAUAAUCUUUUAAAAUUAAAUCAAAUACUUGACUCUGAAGAAAUCAUAUUAUUUGAGAAGUCUACCUUUUUGGUAAUAUCAUCAACAGCAAGUAUUCAACAAAAUCAAGAUGCAGUUGAAAAUAAUGGAGGUCAAUUGGCUCCACCAUUAUCUACACAAGAAGAAUUAGAUCCUAAACGAUUUGCAAAAAUUUCUAGUAUAAUAAAGACAUAUAAACAAUCUAUAUCUAAAUUAAGAUCUAAUUUUAGUAAUUUAAUUAUAAGAGGAAGUAAUGGAGCACAUUUUUAUAUUGAUAUAUUAACUGAUAAUAUGUUUAUAAUGAUAGUUUUAAGAGAUAAAGAUUCAAGUCAACCAGAAGGUCAACCACAACAUGAAGAAUUAUUGAUUUUAAAUAAUAUUAAAUCGGCUAGAAAAUGGUUUGAAAAGAUUGAAAACUCCGGCGGGGUGUAACCAUUAAAUGUAUGUAUGUAUGUAUGAAUAAAAUAAUUAAUAGUUAAUAAUUAAUAAAAUAAUUAAUUUACUUAGUACUUAGGAUUUUCGGAGAUAACGUAAUACUUCUAAACAUAGCCGUUUGUUAUUUUUCUGUUGUUUCCUCCACGUGAUACGUAAACGACGCGCAAUAGAUCUCGUAUAAAUAUAUUUCUAUACGCUGGAAAAUUUUAUAAUAGAAAGAUUAAAUAGAGGU